Molecule: messenger RNA, 744 nt
Organism: Osmerus eperlanus (European smelt)
Lineage: Eukaryota; Metazoa; Chordata; Actinopteri; Osmeriformes; Osmeridae
Product: secreted phosphoprotein 24
Exons: 4
Coding region: 100-669 (189 amino acids)
Biological process (GO): bone remodeling
Cellular component (GO): extracellular region
Source: RefSeq, a predicted model, not a curated record
CCUCUACUGAGCUAUCUCACAACACAAGCACCAGAAGAACGCUGAACAAGAACACAAGGGAACACUGGAGCUUUCAGAAUUUCUUUUGAUGCAACGUUUAUGAAUAUUUAUAACAACAAAAGCAGUUAUCAGGUAGGUACAGGAGGUUCCGGAAGAGAUAUGACGUCGUCGGGUCUGGUCUUGCUGGUUCUGCUGCAGUGCCUGUGCUGCUCAGGUGUGCCAGUGCUGAGGUUCUCCUUUAGGCCCAUGGCCCAGUGGGCAGUCAGAAUGACACAGGACCAGAUUAACCAGCGCUCUGCAAGACCCCGCCUGUUCAGGGUCGCCAACAGCGUCGUGGAACGGAUUGCCCAGGUGGAUAUGACCACCUAUGAUCUCCACCUGGACUUUGACGUCAGAGAGACCGUGUGUUCAAAAGGCUUGGAACCCUACCUGGAUGUAUGUCGUUUCAGAAGCAGGAAGCGACAGAUGGAGGUGUCCUGCUCCAGUGUAGUGCGUGUGGCAGGCCAGUUUAGCAGGCUUCAGAGUCUGGACUGCAUGCCUGCCCAGAGCUCCAGCUCCGAGUCCAGCAGUGAGGAGAUGAUCAUGUUGCAGAACGUCCAGAUCUUCCAACAAAGCCCUGGGAUUACUGUAUGUGACGGAGCUCUCCGCUGUGCUCCCUAUGUACUGUAGAUCACUAUUCCUGUUGUUAAUGGUCAAACUAAAUGGCUCUGGAAAUAGAUGGACACACAGGAGGAAUAAAGCAAU